AUGGCUGCAGCCCCAAAAGCGAGAGUCGUCGUUUUGGGAGCCGGCUGGUGGACCCAGGGCUGGCACCUCCCCCAUUUACACCGCCACCCGGACGCGGAGGUCGUCGCCGUCGUCGAUCCUUGUCCAAAUCCGCGGUCGGCCAUCAGCACGUUACAACCACUCGAAGAGCUCGGCGCGAAGUACGGCUGCGCGACCUACGACUCCUUCGACGCAUGCUUAGACAGCGGACUGGAGUUUGAUGGCGUGAUUGUGUGCACGUCCCACGCUUCUCACUCAAAAUUAGGAGCCCAGGCAUUAGCAAGGGGCAAGCACGUGCUGAUGGAGAAGCCGAUGACAACUGAUGUAAAUGAGGCCAUUUCUCUGAGAGAUGCGUCGCAAGCGUCACCAUGCUUCUUCGCGGUCAACAACACGGCGUCGUGGCGGACCCAAGCCGUGACCGCGAGGCGGUGGGUCCGCGACGAGGCAUUACUAGGCGAGGUCGAGCACGUGGCUUGCGCCAUGCACUCGCCGUUGCUAUGGCUCUUCGAUGAUCCUGCUAACGUAGGAUGGACGCAACCGACCGGUAGCAUGCGAGGUAAUGGGUUUGCCUGGGGGCAGCUGUCUCACUUGCUUGCCUGGGUCCUGCAAAUAACGGGCUUACGACCGGUCGAUGUCGCAUGUACGAUGGUCUUCUCUGGAAGGUCAGGGGCGGACAUGCACGACGCCGCGGUGUUUAGUUGUUCAAAUGGGGCGUCCAUCAGUCUGACGGGGACAGGAGCGGUCCCUGGAAACGCUCAUGGUGAUGAUAGUGAUGAGAGCCAUCCACAUUCUGGAAAACACGUCUCCGUGCGGGUCUUUGGGGAUGCUGGGAGUCUCGUGUAUGAAGGCGACGACCAGGACCCUUCUUCGGGUGAUUUGGUGGUGCUCACGCGCGACGGUGAUCGGAAAGUAGAACAAGGAUUUCUCUUCGAGAACUACGAGGACACGGGCACCGGGCCGGAAAGCGUCCAGGCGUUUAUCAAAGCCUGCCGCGGCCUGGAGCACUUCCGGGGCAUCGACGCGGAGCUAGGGUUGGACGUGGUCCGGUGCAUCGCGGCCAUGUACGCGUCGGCGACGGACGGGGGGAAGCGCGUCGCUUUGGAGCCACAGGCGUAAAAAAACAUACAACUUAACAUAUCCCGUCGACCACCGGUGCCCCGGCCAGCCCCGCCGCCCCGGCCAGCCCCGCCGCCCCGGUCAGCCCCGCCGUCCCGGGCAGCCCCGCCGUCCCGGGCAGCCCCGCCGUCCCGGCCGCGCGCUCCGGUGCCGUCACGGCCGCGGCGUCGACGCCGUCGCCGCGCUGCCCGGCGCGCCGUCGGCCGAGCGCCUUCUCGAGGCCGCGUUCACUUAUAGAUUGGAGAAGAGGGCCGCCCCGCGUUGGGCGCGGGCGGCGCGCCGCCCGCCCCCACGAAGACGACACCGCCAUCAUCUUCAAAGGCGCACGCGCCCACUUCGACGAGUAAUCUGUCGACGAAAUCGGCGAACCGGGAAUCCCGCGCGCGCGCCGUUUGCAGCGCACUUCUAGCGUCGGUCGAGCCCUCUAUUGUGACCAGUAAGUCUCUCAGUGAAGGUUCCCUUCGCAACUCCUCUUUGGCCCAAGUGCAGCUCGCGAUUCGUGUGAGUUGCGCCGGCGUCAGCCUCGCGACGUCGGAAUCGUCGGGCGGCGGCCGGCCGGCGCGCUUCUCCGGUGCGACGCGCUUCGGCCUUGCUUUCGUCACAACUGUCGGGGCGACGCAGGUCGCUUUGUGGGUGCGGCAACAGGCGAUGCAGCAAUACGCCGCGCGGCACUUCGGGCAAUUGUAUUUCGCGGCGGGCGUCGCGCAGACGGCGCAGGGGCGGUCGGGGCGGGGCAUUGGUGUCGCGUUUGUGAGCGAUGCGGCUCGUGCCGGGCGCUGCUCUUGCCGCUGUGCACUGCUGUUGGUGUCUGUAGGCGGCAGCGCUGGCGAAGCGGUGGCUCAGGCGUGCUUGUGGCAGUGCUGGGGUCACGGGGACUUUGUCUAAUGCGACUUGCGAGCUCUCCGGCUGUUCUUGGCCCCUGGCCUCGGUUUUUGGCUGUUUCUAGUGUCUCUACAUGCCGCUAGCUCGUUUUGGCCGGUCUCCUUUUACCAAUUUUGAAGGCUUGCUAGCGACACCGGUUACAUCUCUUUCCAGCCGAGCAGCAGGCCAAACCUGUGGCGCUGCGCACACCCCUAACAUGACCCAGGUCGAGCGCCCCCUGAACAUGGACCUAACACUAAGGGUCGUACAGGCCGCGCAAACGGGAGACGUCACCGCGGUCAGAGCAUGGUUAGCAGUGGGCGGCUCGCCCAACGCAACCUGGGAAAUUGCCCCGGGAACGCCCCACUUGCUCCUCGCGUUCGCCUGCUCUUCGGAUCAUCGGAAUUGCACAUCCAUCGUCGAGAUCCUCUGCGCGGCGGGCGCCCGCGACGAUGAAGCAACACAUUCCCUGCGCGGUGACGGCCGUGACGCGGGAAUGUGUCUAUUGACCGCAGCAUCGCGCGGGGCAAUAGAUACUGCGCGAGUGCUUCUCCGCUACGGGGCGCCGGUAAGGGCUGAAGCGCUGCACAACGCCGUGACGGCCAAUGACGGGAGACAUCUCAUGGGGGCUCUUGACCCUGGGCCUCCACCAGAGCAUGAGAUAUCAAUGGGGCACCAGGGCAUGGUUCGUCUGCUUUUAAAGCACGGGGCCGCGGUCAACGCACGCACACAUGUGGAACGCCUCACGCCUUUGAUGGUUGCCGCGAAAUUCAGUGGCUUCGUUUCUUUCGGCAUUGGGAGGGAGCUUCUGGCUUCUGGUGCGGACCUCGAUCUGGUGAGUGCGAAUGGUCACAAUGCAGAGGCGAUCGCGCGAAGUCGGCUGCAGACUGAGAUCUACUAUGAAAGAGGCAUCCCCGAGGACCCGCUACGUUGCCGACGACCGGGCGCCGUCGAGGCGUUCCUGGAGCUAUGUGCGGGAGUGCGCGCGGCGGGAAGCUGGAAGCGCUACGUAAACGCGCCGCGCAUCGACAUGAUUGUCCUCCAGCGUCUCUGCGCCGCGGGCCGCGCGUCGCCGCCGCCGGCCCUCGCGCGCCUCUUCCCGAGAGUCCCGACGCCGGCGGCGCCUAUAUGGCUGUCGUGGCGUGAGGCUCAUCAAAUCGGGACUAGUGCGAGCAACCAGGACAGUGGCGUUUCGACGCCCCUCCCGAAGGAGCUGGUCUGGCUUAUUCUCAAAUUCUGGCGCACGGACCGCGACCCCUAG
Messenger RNA from Pelagomonas calceolata, 3256 nucleotides. The record is from the annotation of a GenBank genome assembly. NCBI's taxonomy places the organism in Eukaryota, Pelagophyceae, Pelagomonadales, Pelagomonadaceae.